Molecule: messenger RNA, 2301 nt
Organism: Trichoplax adhaerens
Lineage: Eukaryota; Metazoa; Placozoa; Uniplacotomia; Trichoplacea; Trichoplacidae
Exons: 24
Coding region: 1-2301 (766 amino acids)
Biological process (GO): mitochondrial fusion
Cellular component (GO): microtubule; cytoplasm; mitochondrial membrane
Molecular function (GO): GTPase activity; GTP binding; microtubule binding
Source: RefSeq, a predicted model, not a curated record
AUGAGUGAAGAUGCAGCGGAUAAAGAAAGCCUAAAAGAAAGGGCUGAUAAGGCCGAACGUGAAUUAGUAGAAAUUCAACAACGCUUACAACAUGAAAUUGACAAGCUUGAAAAGACUAAUAGAGACUUACGACAGCAAAUAUUGAAGAUGGGAAAAAGUGAAAAAGCUAAAUAUAUCAAGAAAUCUCUGAUUGACAUGUAUUCAGAUGUAUUGGAUUUAUUGGCUGACUACGACGCCAAUUAUGAUACCCAGGAUAGCUUACCCCGGGUUGUCGUUGUCGGUGAUCAAAGUGCUGGUAAGACCAGUGUCCUAGAAAUGAUUGCAAGAGCAAGAAUAUUUCCCAGAGGCUCUGGUGAAAUGAUGACAAGAUCUCCUGUUAUGGUAACUUUAUCUGAAGGUCCGCGCCAUAUUGCACAAUUUAAAAACAACGACCGAGAGUAUGACUUAAAUCAGGAGCCUGAGUUGAACGCCCUUAGACAAGAAGUUGAAAGAAGGAUGAAAGCCAGCGUUCAAAAUGGGCAGACAGUUAGCCAUGAAACUAUUUCAAUGAGUGUUAAAGGACCUGGAUUACAGAGAAUGGUUCUCGUAGACCUGCCCGGAAUAAUUAGUACGGUAACAGCUGGAAUGGCUACAAGUACCAGAGAAGACAUUAUUGAAAUGAGCAAAAAAUACAUGAAAAAUCCAAAUUCCAUCAUUUUAUGUAUUCAAGAUGGUUCCGUAGAUGCUGAACGAAGUAUAGUUACCGACCUUGUCAACUCCGUUGAUAAGCAAGGAAAGAGGACCAUUUUUGUUCUUACUAAAGCUGAUCUGGCAGAGAAAUCGCUAGCUAACCCAGAUAGAAUAAAGAAAACUUUGGAAGGACGACUAUUUCCAAUGAAGGCUCUAGGUUAUUUUGCUGUUGUUACCGGUAGAGGUAACACCGAAGACAGCAUUGAGACUAUUAGACAACAUGAAGAAGAAUACUUCAGAAAUUCUAAACUAUUUAGAAGUAACGUUAUCAAGGCUACACAAAUGAAUACUCAAAAUCUUAGCCGUGCAGUUUCUGAGUGCUUUUGGAAAAUGGUGAAGGAAUCAGUAGAACAACAAUCUGAUAGUUACCAAGCUAUCCGAUUCAACUUAGAAACUGAAUGGAAAAAUAGAUUUCCUGGAAGGAGAGAGCUUGAUAGGAAUGAAUUAUUCGAUCGAGGUAAAGCUGAAAUAUUAGAUACGGUCUUAACUUUAAGUCAACUGCAACCGAUGGAAUGGUAUACGAAACUCAAGGAUAAACUAUGGCUCAGCAUUUCAGAACAUUUUGUAGAAAAUAUUUAUAUUCCAGCUGCACAAACGGAGUCAUCUAGUAAAUUUAAUACCUAUGCCGAUAUCAAGUUAAAAGAAUGGUCAAAGUCCCACUUAUCCGGCAACUGUGUUACGAUUGGAUGGGAAACGUUACUGGAUGAAUUUGCAGCUGCUUUGCGAAAGAACGUUGCUGUCUCCCGAAGUGCUGGAAUGUCUAGCGUAGAUAACAAGCUAUUUGAUGAUCUGAAAGAAGCUGUUAUUAAUAUUUGUAACAGAAAUCAUACCAUCUCAAACAAUAAUAUUGAAAAAAUGCAUGUCAUCCAGUCAAAUGCACUGGAAGAUUUAUCAGUUCCUGACAAACAACAAUGGGAAUCUGCAGCUAAAUUCUUGGAAGAAACUUUAAACGAUAAACUUAAGCAAGCAAUUAAUGAGUGGAACCAACUAACAGGCCCUAACUUCACUGAAAGGUGGAUGUCAUGGAGAUCAACCACACCUGAGCAGCUGUUACGACAAGCAGCAGGAUUAGAAUUUCAAAAAUUGCUACAAAGUCGAAAGAGUCAUAAGUCACACUUAGAUUUCGAUGAAGUAAUAAUGGUAAAAAGAAACCUAGAAACGCAAGGACAUACGGUUUCGGAAGAACUGAUUGAAGAGAUAUGGCGCUUGCAGUAUCGAAAGCAUUUUUUGCAGAUGGCUAUAGCGGAAGCCCAAGAAUGCAAAGGUGCAUUUUUUCACCGGAAGUUAGGAAAUGAUGAGUUGCAAUGCGAUGCCGUAGUAUUAUUUUGGAGAAUGCAAUCAAUGCUGAACAGUAGCAGCAGAUUUUUACGGCAACAAGUAGUAAACCAUGAAUUUGGAAGACUAGAAGAAGAAGCGAAGCAAGCGCUUGACGAAAUAGAGGAUGAUGAUAGCUGUAAAAAGAAACUUCUUACUGGAGAUCAAGUUAUUCUAGCUGAAAAACUAAAAAAAGUCAAGCACAUACAGAGUAGAUUGGUAGAGUUUGUCAAAUGCUUAAACCAGGAUAACAAGUGA